Messenger RNA from Notothenia coriiceps (black rockcod), 2604 nucleotides. RefSeq names its product CEA cell adhesion molecule 1 (gene ceacam1). The transcript is spliced from 8 exons. Lineage: Eukaryota; Metazoa; Chordata; Actinopteri; Perciformes; Nototheniidae. Bases 23 to 1942 code for a protein of 639 amino acids. The record is from RefSeq and is a predicted model, not a curated record.
UGGCCCGCACAAACCAACUAUCAUGGGACCAAGUUUCUUAGGACCUGGAGACAACGCCCCUUUCAGGUGCUACGCAUCAUCAAACCCUCCCAGCUCCUACAAAUGGUUUUUCAAUGGGUCUCUAGUUUCCAACACAUCUGAGUAUGUCUCCCCUCCUCUUACCGAAGACAUGAGUGGGACUUACACCUGCAUGGCCUACAACAACAUCACCGGCAAAAACAGCAGUGCAGACAAGAUGCUCACUGUUUUGGCUCCAGUGACUAUGGCGUCAAUAAAGAUUGUCGGAGCUCAGCCAAUCGAGAACCACACUUUCACUCUGACCUGCGAGACAGAAGGAAGUGUGGAGUCAGUUAUCUGGAUGUAUAAUUGGUCCUCACUGUAUGCUGACAACAGAAGAAACUUGUCAAUGGACAACACCACCCUCACCUUUGAUCCUGUCAUGAAAUCUGACAAUGGGAACUAUCAGUGCGUAGCAUCCAACCAAUUCAGUAGGAACUACAGUCAUAUCUUCUCGCUGGAUGUUUUUUAUGGACCAGAAAUGCCAACUAUUAUGGGUCCCAAUGCUGCUAAGAGAGGAGACAAUGCCACAUUCAGCUGCUACGCCUCAUCAAACCCUCCCUGCUCCUAUGAAUGGUUCUUCAAUGGUUCUGUAGUGUCCAAUACGUCUGAGUAUGUCGCAUCUCUUCUCACUGACGAAUCGAGUGUGAUGUACACCUGCAUGGCCUACAACAACCUCACCGGCAAAAACAGCACUGCAUACAAGAUGCUCACUGUUUUUGAUCCAAUAGAAGAUGUACAAAUAGAAACACCAAUGAAUCCUGCCAUAGUAGGUCAUUUUUAUGAACUAACGUGCAAUGUGACUGGAACUGCUAAGCAUUUUUACUGGAUGAAAAACGGUGAGCUUCUGCAUGAAGACAACAGAACUGUUUUCCACAUGGAUAACAAGAUAGUCACUUUCAACCCGCUUGAACUCAAUGAUACUGGACUGUAUCAGUGUAUGGCUCUGAAUCUUUUUUGGAACAAGACAAGCCCUUCUUACAUGCUUCUUAUGAACUAUGGACCAGAAACACCCAUGAUUGAUGCUCCAGCUUUUGCGGAGGAAGGGCACUCGGCUGUCUUUACCUGUUCUGCCAAAUCAGUGCCUCCGAGUCACUACAGCUGGUGGUUCAAUGGCUCCAGCGUGGCCAAUUCUUCUGUGUUCACAACUGACCCUUUGUCUUUCAAUAUGAGUGGAGAAUACACCUGCGUGGCCUACAAUAAUGUGACGGAAAACAACAGCACUAACUCCAAGAUGCUCACAGUCAUUGAGGCAAUAACAUCAGUGAUGAUCAGAAUCACCACAGUUCCAAUAAACUCAGAUGUCUUCAUUCUCGCCUGUGACGUUUCUGGGCCUUAUGACAUGAUCUACUGGAUGAAGGACAACAUGCACCUCAACAUGACAAACUCCACAGCAAACCCUUUCGUGUCCUACCACAUUAAGAACAACAUGCUGUACUUCACUCCAGUGAAUCGGGUUGAUGACGGGACAUAUGAGUGUGUCGCUACCAAUAAGGCUGGUCAACACAAAAGCCCCACAUAUGUGCUCCUGGUGAACUACGGCCCUCUGAAUGUGAUGAUCUCUGGUCCAGAUAAAGCAAAGGUUGGCAGCUCCGUGUCGUUGACAUGCUCCGCUGAAACUCGGCCGGAUUGUGACUUCCACUGGUUCUUUAACAAUCCGUUAUUACCGAAUGUAGAGGUCGGUCCUGUUAUCACUUUCUCUGUGACCAAGGAGAAUGAGGGAAUCUACGUAUGCAGGGCGAGGAAUCCUGUGACCAAUAUCGAAGCGUUCCAAUACAAAACCUUCAAUGUCAUUGGUCACGCCUCUGCCCUCCACUUCCAUUCCCGAGGCGUUCUGAUGUUGAUGGGUGUGUUUGCUUUAUCUUUCCCUGUGCUGUUCAACUGAGUCCUUCACAUUUUGUCCAAUUGCUCCCUCUACAGGCUUAACACUAACAGUCAUAUUAUAACAUGUAUGGAAAGGUACAUAGUCAAUGAUAUGAUUUUAAUGUUAUCAGUUAUUGUGUUUCUUGUUGUUUUGAAAGGCAACGAUGACUUAGAAAGCGUGACUGACUUUAAAUUAAGUAACAUUUUGUUGUUGGAUAUUUCUUUUUAUUAGAUUUAUAUUUGUUAACGUGCAAUACAUUAACACCGGCAUUGAAAGUGGAAAUCAUUUUAAUACUGUGUAGGGUUUUAUAUCAAAUUCAACUCCAAAUCAACUAACCCCUUGCCCUUAUUCCUCCAAGCUUAGCACUUUCUACUUUUGUUGUUAUUUUUGUUUUACUUGCUUGUAAGCGCUUUGAUCACCAGGAAAAGCACUUUAUAAAUGUAAUGUAUUAUUAUUAUUAUUAUUGUUAGUAGGUCAAGGUAAAUGUAAAUCGAAUCAUGCUUUAAUUCAUAGAAUGUUUUUCCUAAUGAAUAAAUAAUCAACACAAUCAAAAUCAAUUUAGUUGGGACUUUAUUGAGGAGGAUACAUUGUCUCUGUGCUUAUUCAGAAAGUUAUAGUUACGCAAACAUUGUCAAAAAGCUACAACUGUUUUUUUUAAUCAAUAUGCAUGUUAGCGAUAAAUG